Molecule: messenger RNA, 1097 nt
Organism: Empidonax traillii (willow flycatcher)
Lineage: Eukaryota; Metazoa; Chordata; Aves; Passeriformes; Tyrannidae
Gene: CHTF8
Product: chromosome transmission fidelity factor 8
Exons: 4
Coding region: 142-498 (118 amino acids)
Biological process (GO): mitotic sister chromatid cohesion
Cellular component (GO): Ctf18 RFC-like complex
Source: RefSeq, a predicted model, not a curated record
AGGGCCCGGGGAAGGAGUGGGUCUACGGUCUGGACAUGGCGUCUGUGGGGCCCAUGGGCAGGAGCUCAGCCUGGGCACCCCAGGGUAGCAGGCCCUGCCCCACACUCUGCCUGUGUCUCUACAGCUCCCCCAGGACCUGACAUGGUGCAGAUCGUCAUCUCCAGCAGUGGCACCGGGGCCCUGGCACAGUGGGUGCUGGUGGAGCUGCAGGGCGAGGUAGAGCCCCGGCAGAGCGGGAACCUGGCCGGGAGCCUCCUAGGAGAUCUGCACUACACUUGCGAGGGCAUCCCUGUGCUCAUCGUGGGUCACCACAUCCUCUAUGGAAAGGUGGUGCAGCUGGAAAAGCCAUUUGCUGUGCUGGUGAAGCAGGCAGGAGCCCCCCAGCCCAGCCCUGGGGAGCCACAGGGACACUACACCGUCACCGCCCUCAUCAAAACCAAACUGCUCUUCAAAACCCGCCCCAAGCCCAUCAUCACCCACGUGCCCAAGAAGGUGUGAGGGGGAUGGAUGGGGGCUGUGAACUUCAUUCUGCUGCUGGGAAGAACAUCAAGGACUGAGAAAGAUCCAGGACCUCAUUCCUGUCCUGAACAGGGAACACUCAGGGUGCUGAGUUCUGUGUCUGGGCAUCCAGAGCCCUUCCUGCGUCACUUGUCCCCUCAAAACGACUCUUUUUCUGAGAGCCACAGACCAUGUGGGUCUGUCCAGGGAACCUGGUUCCUGAGGGGCAGGAACCUCCUGUGAGCCCAUGCAGGGGUGUCCUAUCUAGGGGCUGCCCUCAGUGGCUGGAUUCAGCAGUUCUCAGGGACUCAUGGAGGUGCCAGGGUGGAGAAGUCCCCCUCUACCCUUCCCUGCAUCUGUGGGGAUACCAGUGCCAGACAGGGACUCAGUCCCAAUCUCCCUCAAAUCAGGGCAGAGGGACCAGGACCCCUCCCCACAACACAGCACACAUCUUUGAUGCGAGUCUUUAUUUCCCCAACUCCAUCAGGAUAUAAAAACCAGUUUUUUCCCCUAAAAUAUGAAAAAGAUCCCCCUGGCAGGUUCAAAAAUAAAUAGAUUUACAAACCAUCCAUAACAAUACCAAAGAGCUACAAAAGUCU